GGGGCCUGUACGUUGCCUGUGGUAUACCUGGGUUUUCUCUGGGUGCUGUGAUAUCCUCCCACGGUUCGAAGAAGUACCAAUUGAUUGGAAACAUGGAUGGACAUUAUAUCUUGCGUGAUUCCAGACAUUUCAGAAGCAGGACACGUAUGAAGAAGAGGUUGCUGUGGGAACCACAGUUGAAGUGGGUGGAGUGGCAGAAGUUCUACCGCAGAUACAACCGGGCACCAGUUCCAGUGCGGAGUGAUGGGACCAACCAGGAGCUUGCAAAAACCAAAGACAAGAUUGAAAGCAUUGUCUCCAAUGUCAGUUACACCAAGGAAAAAUCUGAUGACUCCAUGCUCUUUAAUGACCCUUACUGGCCCCUACAAUGGGAAUUGUAUAACCGAGGACAAUAUGGGACACCCAAAAGAUUUGACCUCAAUGUUAUGCCUGUCUGGAAGAGAAAUAUCACUGGGAGAGGAACUGUCGUUUCAAUUAUUGAUGAUGGUGUUAAUCCCGCUAAUCUUGACCUGAGGAAAAAUAUAGAUCUACAGGCCAGCUUUGAUAUCCGUAGAGCUCAUGGAAUAUUCCAGAAGAACACUAUUUUCAGUAGAAAGAAGCCGUUUCAUCAUGGUACUCGAUGUGCUAGUGAGGUUGCAAUGGAGGCCAAUAACUCCUUUUGUGGCGUGGGCAUCGCUUACAAUGCAAGGGUUGGAGGUAUUCGCUUGUUGGGCGGUCUUAUUACGGACGCUACAGAAGCCACAGCUUUCACUUACAACAAUGAUUACAUUGACAUCUACAGCUGCUGUUGGGGGCCAACAGAUAAUGGCAAGACUCUGGGUGGACCAAAGAAACUUGGCCAAAAGGCCUUGCAGUUUGGAGCAAGAAAGGGACGUAAAGGCAAGGGAAGUAUUUUUGUCUGGGCGUCUGGCAAUGGUGGCUUGUUCAACGAUCAUUGUGGAGCAGAUGGAUUUGUCAACAGCAUCUAUACCAUUCCCAUUGGUGCAGUCACACAGGAGGGCCUUCCAGCAAUUUAUGCAGAACCUUGCCCCGCUGUCAUGGCUGUUACCUUAAAUGGAGCCACCAAAGAAAUUCUGAAUGAUCUUCCUUUGGUGACAGCUACCAACAGCGUGAGGGGGUGUGAUUCACAUUUCCGAGGCACCUCGAGUGCUGCUCCACUGGCUACGGGAAUCCUGGCAUUGGUCCUGGAAGCCAACCCUGAUCUAAGCUGGAGAGACGUGCAACACCUGAUUGCAAAAACUGCAAAGAUACCCAACCCCUUGAAAGCCGGCUGGCACGUCAAUGGAGGAGGUUAUCACGUCCACCACAGUUACGGGUUUGGACUGAUGGAUGCUGGGUUAAUGGUCGAGCAAGCCCUUCUCUGGACUCCUGUAAACCCUCAGCGGAUGUGCUCAGAAGAAUUGCCACUUGACCCUGUGAUAAUUAUUCCAGCUGGCAAAAGUGUGAACCUCCAUCUCACUACAAAUGCUUGUGAGGGCACUGCUAGAGCCAUCAAUACACUGGAGCAUGUGCAGGCUGUUGUUAGCAUUACCAGCGUCUGCAGGGGUGACCUCAGUGUUGACCUGAUCUCUCCCUUUGGAACAAAGUCACAGCUUCUGAGCACACGGAUGUUUGAUUUGUCUCAAGCUGGCUUGAGUAAAUGGACCUUUAUGUCAGUGCAUUCGUGGGGGGAGAAUCCACUCGGCACCUGGACACUGAAGGUAUUGGACAACAAAGGUACAGUCAUUGACUGUCAUCGGCCUGACAAUGAAGUCAAUGCGACAACCGUGCGACAGUUCAAACUUGUCCUUUGGGGAACAUCUGAAAAUGACAAAGGAUCAACUGAAGAUGUGAAUCUGAAGGAAGAUCUCCAGAAGGAUGAAGAAAAGCAGUUGGAUGAGGAUGAAUUCAUCUUGGAGAACAUCGCAAGAGUAGAUGUUGAUGACAUUCCCCUUGUUUCCAAGCAGAAGGGCAGAUGGUCAACAACUUGAGAAGAUUUUAAAAGUGCA
This is a messenger RNA of Hypanus sabinus (Atlantic stingray), 1988 nucleotides long. Its product is annotated as PC3-like endoprotease variant B. The coding region runs from base 93 to 1970 and encodes 625 amino acids. Gene Ontology annotation, biological process: peptide hormone processing. Gene Ontology annotation, cellular component: trans-Golgi network; Golgi membrane. The transcript is spliced from 18 exons. NCBI's taxonomy places the organism in Eukaryota, Metazoa, Chordata, Chondrichthyes, Myliobatiformes, Dasyatidae. The record is from RefSeq and is a predicted model, not a curated record. Gene Ontology annotation, molecular function: serine-type endopeptidase activity.